CUUAAGGAGGGUAGGGAGACUCUUGUUAAGUCUCUGGGAGUUGUGUUGGGGAUCAGGACUGCAGGGUGAGGAUCGGGGAUCAGAGGAGACAGAAAAACCAAAUACACGAUGAAGACUCUGGUGCUGCUCGUUUUGGUGUUUGCUUCAACAGCUGCAAUCAGGCCAAGAAGUCAGUUCACUCGUUAUCGAUCAUGGAAUUCACGGAUGUAUCCGGUGUGGAAAGAUGGAGACCCGCGAUUCAGAAACUGCUGGUUGGGAGGUAACGUAACCUUCGAUCUUAAGAAUGAUGGCCCCACCCUGACUGCAGCAAAAGCAACCUUCACUAUUAAUCUGAAUUUCCCACCAAACCAGACGGUGCUCCAAGGCGGACAGGUGGUCUGGGCAGAAAACUGCACCAUCGAUGGUAAACAGUACCAGGAGGGUCAGGCUGUGUAUCAAGACCAGGACACUGAAUGGACCGGAGUUUUCCCUGAUGGCACACCUUUCAACAGGAGCCAGGACAGGAAACCGCAUUAUGUGUUUGUGUGGAAAACAUGGGGGCGCUACUGGCAGGUGGCAGAUGGACCAUCCUCCUCACUCACCAUCGAUACAGCCAACAUUCCCCUGGGCUCCUACAACAUGGAAGUUGUCAUCUACCACUGCCGUGGCAGAGACAGGUUUAUCCCCCUCGGGUAUGCCUCUACAGUCUUCACGAUCACAGACCAGGUUCCAUUCACCAUAUCUCUUGCCCAAGUCAAUGAUGUAAACCAGAAUGACCAGAACUUCAUCCAGAACCAGGCUAUUGGCUUUACUGUCAACAUCCACGAUCCCAGCCAGUACCUGAACAACGCCGAAAUCAGCUUCACCUGGAACUUUGGUGACAACAGUGGAACUCUGAUCUCCAGAGAGCAUACUGUCACACACACAUACAUUGCAGCUGGGACCUUCAAGCCUCAGGUGGUUUUGAUGGCAAGCAUCCCCAAUAGCUGUGGAAACCCCACUGCUGUCGUUCCACUUGAUGCCUCUGCUGCACCAGCAGUAGUUGUGAUGGCCUCCACCCCCGCAGCUGUCCCUGCUGUACCAGCUGAGGGAGGAGAUACAAUUGCUGUGGAUGUUGUUGCCUCUGAUGCCACUCCACUUGCUGCUUCUGUGCAGCCCGCAGAUGCAGUUACAAACACAAAUGAUGGAGAAGCAGCUGCCGAUACUGACACAGAGGCUGUGGAAGUUGCCUCAGUGGCCCCUGCAGGAAUAGAUACAGCUGUUGUUGCUGCCAACACUGCCGCUCCUGCCGCAGAGGGAGAUGCUGCUGCAGAGGAAACCGAGGCUGGUGCUGUAGAGGUGGCCCCCGCUGCCACUGUUGCACCAGGAGCCGAAGAGCCAGCAGAUGCUGAUACAGCUGCUGCGGUUGAAACCGCAGAGGUCACCGAUGCCACUGAAGAUGUAGCUGUGAUAGAUGCUGCUGCUGCUUCAGUUGCCCCAGUUGCAGAGGGAGAAGAAACUGCAGUUGAAGUGGCAGACACUGUCACUGUGGCUCCCAUCACAGAUGCUGCUGCAGUGGAAGAAGCUGCGGAUGCUGUUGAAGCUGCUGAGGCGACCGCUGCUGCAGAGGUUGUCCAAGCUGAAACAGAAGCCCCUGCUGAUAAUGUUGUUGCGCUUGCUGCCACUGAGCCUGCAGCUGUAGAAGAGGCAGCACCAGCUGUAGUUGAUCCUGAGGCUGAAGCAGUGGAAACUGAGAAUGAAGUUGCAGCUACUGCAGCUGCUGCAGCUGAAGAAGAGGCUGCACCAGCUGAAGCUGAAGUUCAAGCUGAAAUGGAAGCAGAUCCAGCACAGGUUGCCCUCGUUGUGGCUAAAAGACAAGCGCCAGAGCUGACAGCUGACUGUACGGUCUACCGUUAUGGCUCCCUCGCUACAUCUGUAGAUGUUGUUCAAGCUAUUGAAAGUGUGGAGAUUGUACAGGUAGCCAACGUUGUGUCACUGGAGACAGAGUUGGAUCAGAAUGCUGUGGACGUCACCAUUACCUGCCAGGGAAGUCUGCCAAGUGAGGUCUGCACUGUUAUCUCUGAUGCUGACUGUAUCACGCCGGUACAAACCAUCUGUAAUGCAGCCUCACCCUCUCCAGACUGUCAGAUGAUCCUUCGUCAGUUCUUCAAUGACUCUGGAGUUUUCUGCCUUAAUGUCUCUCUGACUAACGAUGUCAGUCUUGCCAUGGCAAGUGCGAGAGUCAGUGUAUCACUAGCCUCUGGUGGUUCACCAGCCGGAACUGCUGCUACAGUGCUCGGUGUUAUGGUUCUCGCCUGUGUCGUCUGCUGUAUUGGUUUGAUGUACAGGCGUUUCAAGCAGUACCAGCCGCUGAGAGAAGACGGUGCUAGUAAUGGACGCAUCUCUGCAGUAACAUCAGUGCCUUUGCUGCUGUGGAACUUGCUGAGUCGACAGUCACCAGGAGAAAGCCGUCCACUGCUUCAGGGAAGGAUUGUGUGAAUACUGUCAUCAAUAAAUGCACUCAAUGUCUGCAAUGUUUGCUAACAUGUCGGCUUUAUAUACAUAUUACUGUCUCUAGUGAUACUGUAACUCCCUGCCAUUAAACCAGAACCAAUGAAGUGAACGCCCCAUGCACAACACAUGUAGGAAUCAGGAGUCAUUGUGGAACUGUAAUUGUGUGUAAGUGUUUUCAAACUGCUGAAACAUUUGUAGUGGAAAGUGAUAUUUAUUUUGACCCAUAAUAUUUUAUUAAUUGGCACUGAUAGUUUAUAAAAGUAAUAACAUAUAUCCUCCGAUUUGUCUACUUAUACUAAACCUACUGGAAAAUCAGAUCUAGCACGUUUCAAUUUAGGUUCUUUACAAUAUAAAUUAAAUCUAAUUAAUCCAUGAACAUCUUUUGCUACCCUGAAAAUGAAUAAAAUGGAACACUAUCA
Messenger RNA from Archocentrus centrarchus (flier cichlid), 2891 nucleotides. It is a transcript of the gene pmela, whose product is annotated as premelanosome protein a. Gene Ontology annotation, cellular component: plasma membrane; melanosome. The coding region runs from base 109 to 2457 and encodes 782 amino acids. Gene Ontology annotation, biological process: melanosome organization. The record is from RefSeq and is a predicted model, not a curated record. Lineage: Eukaryota; Metazoa; Chordata; Actinopteri; Cichliformes; Cichlidae. The transcript has 12 exons.